This is a messenger RNA of Chlorella variabilis, 4098 nucleotides long. RefSeq lists its product as hypothetical. The transcript has 15 exons. Gene Ontology annotation, cellular component: catalytic step 2 spliceosome. The record is from RefSeq and is a predicted model, not a curated record. Gene Ontology annotation, molecular function: protein binding. Bases 1 to 4098 code for a protein of 1365 amino acids. Gene Ontology annotation, biological process: RNA processing; regulatory ncRNA-mediated post-transcriptional gene silencing; negative regulation of RNA catabolic process. NCBI's taxonomy places the organism in Eukaryota, Viridiplantae, Chlorophyta, Trebouxiophyceae, Chlorellales, Chlorellaceae.
AUGGCAGCGGAAGGCGGCGGACCGCCGGCAGGCGGCAGCGGCGCGCAAGACUGGCUCAAGCUGUCCAGCUUUGAUGCCGCCUCCUUCUUCAAGGGGCAGCAGCAGGAGCAGGAGGAGCAGCGCACGCUGCAAGGCCAGCAGCUGCAGGCGGCAGCCGACAUGCUGCUGCCCUCCAGCAGUGAGGAGGAGAGCAGCAGCGAGUUGUCUGGAGAGGAGGAGGAGGGCCGGGGGCCGGCGGCAGACCGCCGCCGACGGUCUCCCUCAGCGGGAGCCAGCGGCGAGGAAGGCCGCAGCAAGAAGCGAAGGCGGGAGGAACGGCGGCGGCGGGAGGGCAAGGAGGAGAAGCGGCGGCGGCGGGAGAAGCGGGGCAAGGAGAAGCGACGGCACCGCGAGAGCGAGCGGGAGCAGCAGGUGCGGCUAGAGCGGCAGACGGGUGCGGCGCAGCGAGCCUCCCAGGUCAAGGCCUGGGCACCUGCCGGCGCUUCAGCCAAGAAGGAGAAGGCCCAAUACUACUUUGACACACGGGGCGACGCCGCCAACCUGGCGUUUGGCGGGCUGUACCGCAUGGAUGUGGCGCAGUACCGCCGUUUCGACCCCGCCCACUUUGCCGCCAGCCUGGGCGCCGCGCGCCGCGGCACGGCGUAUGGCAUCAGGUACCUUGCCACAGAGGCAGAUGGGCAUGCUCAGCAUGACCGCGCCAGCCGGUACUUUGGGCCCGCCAGCCUGCGGGCCGAGCGCAGCGCCCGCCUCAAGCGCUGGCGCCGCAGCCUGCCGCAGCCGGCGGCGCAGCAGGCUGGCACGGAGGGCGAGCCCACGCCUGCCGCGCUGCUGGGCUGGCGGGGGCCGCCGCCCGCCUCGGGGCCCGAGGCGCAGCAGCCUCAGCGGCGCCGCAUGGAUCUUCCCAGCCUCAACUUCUUGCCCCUGCGGGUGGAGGAUGCCGAGCAGCAGCGGCAGCAGCCGCCACCCGGGCAGGGCCCGGCCUUCCAGCAGCAGCAGCAGCGGGUGGCCCCCUCGGCGGCAGAGGAGCUGGCUGCUGAGAAGGAGCAGCGACGGCGGCGCGAGGGGGAGACAAAUGAGGAGCUGCUGCUGCGGCGCACGCGGGAGUUCAACGAGGCCACCCGCCAGCGCUCCCAUGACGUCCAGCUGUGGCUGGAGUUUGCCCACUUCCAGGAUGAGGCGGUGCGGCUGGGCCCGCCACGGCGAGGCGGGGAGCGGGGCGCCGCCGAGAAGAAGAUUGCCAUUCUGGAAAAGGCGUUGAGCCUGCACCCCGGCUCAGACGAGCUGCUGCUGGCGCUGCUCAAGGCGGCUGAGGCGGUGUGCGACGAUUCCGAGCUGGAGCGGCGCUGGCGCGCCGUGCUGGCGCGCCACUCCGGCAGCCCCCGCCUCUGGCGCGCCUACCUGCACCACAGGCGCACCCGGUUCAGCGGCUUCAGCGCUGUGGAGGUGGCUGCCGCCUAUGACGACGCCUUUGCCGCGCUACACCGCGAGCACCGCCGGCGUGCGGCCCAGGGCGCCCCACCCAGCGCGCUGGCGCCGCUAGAGGCCGAGGCGGCGGCGGUCGCGGUGGAGGGCGCGCAGCUGCGUCUGGCGGCGGGCGCCACGGAGCGUGCGGUGGCGGCGCUACAGGUGCUGCUGGAGUUCAACUUUCUGGCGCCUGAGGGCUGGCCCGAGGACGCGCUGGAGGCGAUGUUUGAGGAGUUUUGGCGCAGCGGGGCGCCCAUGGCGGGCCAGCCGGGGGCCGCCGGCUGGGCGUCCUGGAUCGCCGGGGAGCCCGGCGGCGCCACCACGGCGGCGGCGGCGGCAGAGGGGAGCAAGCGGCGGCGGCAGCGCCGCGAGGAGGCGGCGGAGGAGGAGCGCCGGCAGCAAGAGCAGCAGCAGCAGCAGCAAGGGGCGGCCGAGCAGGGUACAUCUUGGUCGGGAUGGGAGGAGAUGGCACCAGCCAUCCGAGCCCGCUUCGGCCAUUCACUGCGGAUGGAGGAGGGGGCUGGGGAGGAGGCAGAGGGUGCAGCAGCGGUGGCUGGAGAAGACGGGGAGGAGGGCUUGGAGGACGAGGAGGAGGCAGAGGAGGACCAGCCCCCCGAGGAGGAGACGGAUGAGCAGCUGCUGGAAAGGCUGGGCAUGCAUCUGGAGGCAGCGCUGGAGGAGGCAUCCACCACCCUUACCCCCCCGCUGCUGGAUACCUGGCUGGGCAUGGAGCGGCAGCGGCAGGCGGCGCAGUGGCAGCCGCGGCGAGCAGAGGCACCAGCGGCGGCAGGGGAUGGUAAUGGCAGCGGUGAAGAGGAGGAGGACGACGAGGAGGCAGCGGCUCAUCGCACCGUGGCCUGGCGCGAUGUGCGCCGCCUGCUCUGGCGCUUUGAAUCCGAACCUGCACGGCAGCAGCUGCUGGCCGGCUGCCUGCGUCUGCUGGGCGCGCCGUUGCCUGGUGCGCUGCCCAGCAACAGCCCCGCUGCCUCUGCAGCUGCUGGCGGCGCUGACGAGCUCUGGCAGGCGGCCGCCGCAGCGGGCUGCCACCCAGGCAGGGCCGCCAGCGACGGCGGCAGCAGCACUAGGAGUGGCGGCUGGGUGGCCGAGGUGCUGGUGCAAGGGGACUGGGGCUGGCUGCUGGGCAGCACCAGCAGUAGGAGCAGCGGCAGCGGCGCAAGCCCUGGGGAGCCGCCACCGCCAGGCCUGCGCGAGCAUCCCUGGUACCAAGCCGACGGCACCCGGCGUGAGCUGGUGACGCACCUGCUGGCAGCACUGGUGAGGGGGCCUGGCCGCCAGGACGCGGGCGUGGCGGAGGCACUGCUGUCGGCAUAUGCGCAGCUGGAGGUGGCAGCAGGCAGCACCAAGGCGGCGCGCAAGGUCUACCAGACCUGCUUUGCCACCGUGGGCGCGCCUGGCAGCCUGGCGGCCGCAUCCUCGGCGGCGGCGCUGGUGCUGGGCGCGGUGCAGCUGGAGCUUCAGGAGUCGCCCGCAGCUGCCUCGCCCACAGCGCUGCCGUCGCCAGCAGCGGCAGCGCCCAGCUGCAUCGCCGGCAGCCUGCUGCGCGCGCUGCUGGGCGCAACGCCUGAUGCAGCUGUGACCAGGGCGGCCCGCCAGCUGGCCUGGCUGGGCAGCGGCGGGGCUGUGGCGCUGCCGGGGCCCCCGAGCGCCACUGCCCCGCCGCCACUGAGUCAGGCAGAGGUUGUGGCAGCCAAGCGAGGCUUCCAGGACCAUCUGCUGGCACUCAUGCAGCAGCAGCAGCUGUUGCAGCAGCAGCAGGCGAUAGGCGCCCCAGGCGGCGACAGCAGCCUGCUGACACCUGGCGGCUGCGCGCUGGUCGGGGCGGCGGCGGCCUUGGAGCAGCUGCUCGGGCGGCUGCGUGGGGAUGUGGCUGGGGGAGCCAAGGCAGCGCUCACCAUUUACGACCAGGUUCUGUCGGCGCUGAUGCCCCAGCUACAAAAUCAGCAGCAGGUGGCGGCAGCAGGGGGGGCAGCGCAGCUGCCGUGCGACGCCCAGCUGGAGCUGCUGAGCUGGCAGCGGUGCCAGCUGGCUGCCGACGCGGCGCGCGCCGCGCUGCCGUGCGCGCCGCCGCGCGCGGUGCGGGAGGCCCUGCUGCGCGCGCUGAGCCUCUACCCGUCCAGCUCAGCGCUGCUGCAGCUGCUGGUGGCCCACGAGUGCGCGGGGCACACCCUGACGCAGCUGCGCCGGGAGCUGCACGCCAUCCUGGAGCGCAGGCCCUCCCCGCAGCUCUGGCUGGCCAUGGUGGCUGUGGAGGUGACCACCCACUCCCCGGGGGCGGUGGUGCAGGCGACCCUGGAGCGUGCUGUGUCGAGCGACAGCGGGCGCGCCUGCCCGCUGCUGUGGCGCUGCUACCUGCGGUACGAAGCGUACCGCGGCCGCCGCGACGCCGCCCGCAGGCUCUUCCUGCGCGCCAUCGCCGCCUGCCCCUGGGCCAAGGCGGUGUGGUGCGACGGCCUGGCGCUGCUCAAUGGCCACGCGCCGCCAAAGGAGCUGUCGGAGUAUGUGGAGGUGAUGAAGGACAAGGAGCUGACGCUGCGCACCGACGUGUUUGAGGUGGUGCUGGCGCAGCUGGAGGGCAGCCCCAAGGUGGCGGCGGCGCCGGACAGCGCUCCGUGA